CGUUGUCGUGUUUGUUGGCUUUCGUGAAAGUGAAUUCAUCUCUUCCUUGAAGGUCCAAAUACCGAAGGUUGUCAGUUUGUGCGAGUGGUUUUUAUUUCUUUUUAAAUGGGAUUAAUCUGAACAGGCCUUGACGUAGUCCACAGGAGAGGGAGAGGCUACCGAAAAUCAUCUCGCUCAAAGCAGCGAAAGGCUAGCAGCAGCAGCAGUCAGAGGGCAGCAGUAUUUCAGCAUCGCGUGUGUGUGAAAAGUGAAAAGUGAUUCUCCGUCGUCGUUUCCGAAAACGGAGGCGAACAAUUUUCUUCUUGAAUCCGAGAAGAGGAUAUUGGCCAUCUCGUGAAAAGCACGGGUUACCUCGGACGGUCACCGGUGGCUCUUAGGACGGUCGUGUGAACGGAAUCUGCGGAUCUCGUGCUGCGGAGAACAUUUUUUUGCGUUUCAAAUCUGCCUGCCGCUGCCCAUUUUGUGUGUGCGAAGAGAAGAAAAACUCGGUCGGGGCGUCGACUUACGGCGGAGACUAACAACUUGGUGACCGCAAAUCCCUGCCUGUGGAGAACAUCCGACUCGAGAACAGUUUGGCGAUAUCGCCAGUAGUAAAUGCGGAUUAUGAAGUGAAUCUUACGACUGGAUAGUUGGGAGUGAAAAUUUCGGAAGAAAAUGGAAGCGAUGCUGGAAAAAGGAUAACCAGCCACUGGCUUCGGUGGAGAUUGCACCUAAGUGGGGGAGGAAUUGCUGAAGUGAUUUUUGUUGAAGCAAUAAAAUCGUAGGAAAAUAUAGAAAAUGGUGUUACGCACUAAUGCAUUUGUCCCCGAAGAGAUGAUGGAUGACGAUAAGUCCUCCCGUUUGGUGACGAGUGAUGGCGGCGAGAAAAAGAAGAAGUAUGGUAUCAAUAUUUAAGAUGAGACCACCUCAGUGAGGUCUUGUAAGGGAAAAAAAGUGAAUAGUGUUAUGCUUAUGCAUGAAUAGGAAGAAAAAUGGUUCGAAAAAAGUCUUCCCUGUGCAUACAUUUAGAAAAAUCUCUUCAAAAUGACCAAGUGUACAGGUAUUUUGGAUACUGCGAUACCUCUGGGGGCAAGUGAAUUUUCCAGCUGAAUUUUUAAAUAUACUCUACAACACAUUUGGAGUAACGGGAGUAGCAGCAGCCGAAGAAAAAAAGCAGACCCCGAAAAAGGAAGAGGCGGUGGGUUGGGGCGUGCAAGGAUUUUCUUGUAAGCCUCUCCGAUUUUCGAAUCCACCGACAGCACUCGGUGGAGGGAGGCUGUCUCUCUGGAUCUUCCGAAACAGGGUCUCCACGUUCUCCUCGCGUUUCCUUCUCUCGUGAACUCGCGUGGCUCCUGUCACUCAAACACAAAUGCAAACCGCAGACUUACACACUCGCACUUUCGUUGGAGCAUAGUGAAAAGUGAGAAAGUUACUAGGAUAUCAGUUGAAAAAAAAAACAAGUUUUCAUUUCGUAUAAAAAUGACAAAAACUACGACUUACCGAUUAGCCAACCAAGCGUUCGAUCCCAGAAGACAUCGAAUAGCAAUGGAACUGGUGCUUCUGGUGCUACUCUGCCUAUUAGAUCGCUGUGCAGUCGGGCAGCGUCCACUGGGCAAUGCCACUUUUGGGGCAGCGCACAAUUCGACGGGCGUGAUCAAUGUUCUGCAGCUAUCGAGCACGUCUACGACAAGUGAACCGGACCGCUAUCAACAUUCGGUCCAUCGUACCAGUUCUAGCAAUCACAUAGCCAUCGACGAGGAUGACAAUGCUACUCAACACUCAAGCUUCAACGAUAUCAAACUGGAAAGUGGCAGCAACAUGGUUCCAAAUGCGCGAAACACUAAAGCACAAGUUCCGACGCCGGCCACUGCGCGUGGUUCCGUCGGUAGCGGUUUGUUCAGUCCCCGACGAGGUUCGGGUAUUUCUGAUCUGCGAAAUUUCAACAAAGUGCUGAAGGCAGAGGAAACGGCCGCUGCAGCAAGGGUUAACAAUAACAGUUACUCGAAGCAACAGCCACAGAGCCAGAAUUAUGGCAAUUCGGUGCAAGCUCCAGGAUGGGGAAAUCGCAACCGCUACAACACAAAUCAAAAGGAUGAUCCACUGCGGACGAUAUUGCACAAAAUCAAUGUGAAAUACACCAAUGAACCGAUCCAGCGUAUGGAAAUGGACGACAUCCUGGGAGUGAAGUGCAACUUUGAAACCGAGUGCGCGUGGAAGGUGGACGAAAACCAGCCAAAUACCUUUCAGGUGGUAACCGGAGCAAACCUUACGGCCUCCAAUCGGACUGGCAUGAUGCCGGGUCCGAGCGCGGAUGUGCUGGGUGAUGCGUAUGGACAUUUCCUCCACUUACGGCUGACGACGAACAGUACACAGCACAUUCUGACGUCUCCGGUCUUUGGUGCCACACGGGAAAACUGCUUCCUCGAAGUGAUGGCCCAUCAGAGCUCAAUGGGCCACGGCAGUCUGCGGAUAGUGAUUGAGACGAACGGGAACCAGGAUCCCUCUUGGGUACCGGCUGAGUUUACGGGAAAUGAUUUGCGGAAGUGGCAGCUGUUUACGUUCCGGAUCGAUAGGAUAUCGAAAGAUUUUCAGAUCCUCUUCGAAGUGGUUCCCAAUCAUCUCGGUGCACGGGCCAGAGGGCACGUCAGCAUCGAUAACUUGAAGAUGGUGAACUGCUUCCCGGAUGCGAUGAGUACGGACAAUUGUAGCUCUUCGCAGGUUCGGUGCACGGCCAAUAAGGUUGCAGUUUGUAUCAAGACGGCAAUCUGCGACAUCACCGUUGACUGUGACGAGGCAGAAGAUGAAACUCUCAACUGUGACAAAAUUCCAUUCGGAGGCCGCUGUGAUUUUGAAACGGGCUGGUGUGGAUGGCAAAACUACGGCAAUGCUAUCCUUUCGUGGGCCCGCCACUCGGGUCCUACGCCAACCGACAAGACUGGACCGGAAUCCGAUCAUACCCACUGGGAGAAUACUACUGGAUACUACAUGUUCGUCAACAUGAACCAACAUGCCAACGAUAGCGAGAAGAAAGCACUGGUAGGCUUAGCUAGCAACGCAAUCAUGAACAGCGUCAUCUUCAACCCACCUCCUCUAGUGCACACGAAUAUUUCCUCGCCGUUUCGGAACUCUUGUGUGGUCCGCUUUUACGUCCAUCAGUUCGGUAUGAACUCAGGAAGUAUCAACCUCUCCAGUGUCGAAAUCAAAGAGAAGGAAAAUGUGACCACCACUCUGUGGUGGAGUUCGAAGAAUCUCGGCGAUGUAUGGAUGAGGGUGGACAUAGUUCUGCCGAACAUCACUACCAAAUAUUACCUACAGUUUGAAGCUCGCAUGGGUAUGCGAAUCUACUCGGACGUUGCCAUCGAUGACUUUUCACUAAGUCCGGAAUGCUUCGGGCUCAACAUACCGGCCGAAGACCUACAGGGGUACAACUACUGGGAUCCACGAAUCGGAGGGGUCAAACAACCUCAUAAAGACUUUGUCGGGAAGUCCUAUAUUGAACUGAAUACGUGUGGAGCCAAUGGGCAGCAUGGUCCAACUCCGGCCGAUUGUUUGGCUUCCUACAACAAUACUGAAGCAUUGAAUGCUAUCCACGUGAUUGACAGCCUUCCGUUCAAGGGAAUCCAGGCUUGGAAGGUGCCGAACGAGGGGUACUACACGAUCAUUGCAAAGGGUGCCGGAGGAGGUCUAGGCUCGGGCGGAGUUGGGUCAUCCCGGGGUGCGAUGGUGUUGAGUGUGCUGGAGCUGCACAAGGAUGAAGAAAUCUACAUUUUGGUGGGGCAGAGCGGAGAGCAUGCUUGCAUCAAAUCGAUUGGACUGCAGGAUGAAAGUUGCGAGACGAAGAACAAACAAUUCGCGAGCGAUCAUUUCUUCUCCAAAACGCAGCAAGUGAAGAAUACGGUGAUUGAGGACGGUGCCGGUGGAGGUGGAGGAGGAACCUAUGUGUUUUUGGUAGGUCUCAACUCCGCCAACACUGCCGUACCAUUGUUGGUAGCUGGUGGAGGUGGUGGCCUUGGCGUAGGUCGCUACCUGGACGAAGACAUACAACAUGGUAAAAGGUUCAUUCCUGGGAAGAAGGACGUAUCUGGUACGGCUCAUUCGGAUGCGGCACGCCAUUCUGGCCCAGGAGGAGGUUGGCGAGCGCAAGCAGACAUGGCAUUGGAGGCCACCUACGGAGCUUCGUUGUUGGAAGGUGGUCGUGGAGGGAUAUCUUGCUAUCCCCCACGAGGAACCCACGGGCAAGGUGGUUUCGGUGGAGGUGGAGGGGGAUGCGAUACCGGUGGUGGUGGAGGAGGUUUUUCCGGGGGAGAUACAAUGAUCAACUCUACCAACGGACAGGGCGGUAGCUCGUUCCUGGCUUCCAAAAGGAACGUCCCGGAGCUGUCUAUCGAACAUUCUGGGGCAAACAGUGGUCACGGCUCGGUGCUGAUUAUACCGGCCAUUCAGGGCUGUGGAUGCGAUUACCGAUGUGUGGCGCUCGAUGAAUACCGUUCCAUGGUUGGAUGUAUCUGUCCGGAUGGGUGGACGCUUAAACCUGAUAACUAUACUGCUUGUGAAUUACACACUGAAACUCUAGAAAUGAAGUACCUAAUCAUGUUCUUUGUCGUCGUUGUGAUAAUUUUAUGUGCAGCACUGGCUAGUCUAAUACUCAUUUUAUAUAACCGCUAUCAACGUAAACGUCAAGCCGCCCUUCGGCACAAGAUGCUCCUCGAGCAGGAUCUGCAGCUGAGUCGGCUACGCAGCACCGCGGACGAUACGGGACUGACCAACUUCAAUCCUAACUACGGUUGUGAUGGCAUUCUAAAUGGAAACGUCGAUGUCAAGAGCUUGCCCCAGGUGGCACGUGAGAGCUUGCGGCUGGUUAAGGCCCUCGGACAGGGAGCAUUCGGAGAGGUCUACCAAGGGCUGUAUCGACACCGAGAUGGAGAUGCGGUCGAGAUGCCAGUGGCGGUAAAAACCCUCCCGGAAAUGUCAACCGGGCAGGCAGAGUCAGAUUUCCUCAUGGAGGCGGCCAUCAUGGCUAAGUUCAACCAUCCAAACAUCGUUCACCUGAUAGGUGUCUGCUUCGAUCGACACCCGAGAUUCAUCGUACUGGAGUUGCUUGCUGGUGGCGAUCUCAAGAACUUCCUUCGGGAAGGUCGAAACAAACCUGAACGUCCAUCUGCUCUCACGAUGAAGGAUCUGAUCUUCUGCGCCCUUGAUGUGGCCAAGGGCUGCCGUUAUAUGGAAAGCAAACGCUUCAUCCAUCGUGAUAUUGCCGCUAGGAAUUGUCUGCUCAGCAGUAAGGGUCCCGGCCGGGUCGUCAAGAUUGCCGACUUUGGAAUGGCUCGUGACAUCUACCGGUCCGAUUACUACCGGAAAGGUGGCAAAGCGAUGCUACCGAUCAAGUGGAUGCCUCCGGAAGCUUUCCUGGAUGGUAUCUUCACCUCAAAGACUGAUGUAUGGUCGUUCGGUGUGCUACUGUGGGAGGUCUUCAGUUUGGGUCUGAUGCCGUACACCGGACUUCCGAACCGUGAUGUGAUGCAACUAGUCACCGGCGGAGGUCGGCUCGAUGCACCUCCAGGCUGUCCGAUUGCCAUCUACCGCAUAAUGGCUGACUGCUGGAACCCUACACCGGAGGAGCGACCCACGUUCUCAAACCUUCUGGAACGACUGACGACCAGUACCCAGGACCCGGAGGUGAUGAACGCUCCACUACCAAGCUUCUUCCGGCAACCAUCUAACGAACGAGACACGACUAUAAUGCGACCACCCGGAAACGAUGAUUUCUGUCUACAGGUGCCAAACUCGUCCGAUUACCUUAUACCACUUCCGGGACCGCGAAGCGUAGCUGAACGGUUACUCAGUGAGGCGACUGGUAUAACCAUUUCGGACGCCAUGGUCACUUGCACUGCUCCGAAGAUUGCUUCGCCGAGGAUUAUGAAUGGUCCUCAGUCACAACCCCAGGAGGGUAAAUGUUGGGAAACUUCCUUCAUCCGGGAGCACCCAACUGUAGUGACUUCGGCUGCUACAAUGACAACCCAGGAUCCUAUCAUGUUGGUCAACGAAAACGGACCUCUGGAGGUUCCUUGUCCAGUGGUCGAUAAACUGAUAUCCCUGGACACUCCGCAGCAGACACCAACCAGUAUACAACCGCCCAUUUCGUUCAGCACACCGAUGACAAACCCACACGGACCCUUGAAUGGAAUGGUAACACACUGCAACGGAUUAAACAUGACCCCGAAUGGUAAUGGCGUGAUGUCAUCGCAAUCGUCGGUGGAUCAGAUCGAAACGGCCAAGCUGCUCAACAGUAUACCGCCGCCGAUAACGUUGGAUCCGUCGACGUUGAACAAGCAGCAGACGGGCGUAGGAGGUACCUCGUAUGCCAACAUUCGGAUGAUCAAUGCGAAUGCUCUGAGCAACGGGGACAUCGGGGAGAAGCUUGCCGGAGGAAGGGGCAAUGGAGGCGGAGUAGGUGUUAUUGGUGGUGCCAAUCACCAUCACAGUAAUAGUAGCGGAAGUGACAAGAGCGACAACCGGCCGUCGGCCUUCACCAUCCAGACGUUCAGCGAUCGGUACAUCAACAAUGAGAACCACUCGGAGAUCAGUUGCUAAGGUGGCGGCUGAGAUUGUUAAAUGAAUGUAAGCGCACGGGGAAGGCAAAGUGUUUCUGGGACGUUCAGUUGCCUGGAAAGUUGGCGAAUAGUGGUGACUGGAUAUCGUUAAGUCGUCAAACUCUCGUAUUUUGGAUCUUGCUUUAAUUGAGUUCAAAUAAUCGCUUGGUAAUUGCUAAAGUUCCCAUUUACUUACCCUAGAAGUCGUGCACUUUCUCUGUAUGCCCUUUGGAAAAAUCCUCAAUGUCCUGAACAUUGUUCUGGACUAUCCUCGAAAGAUCUGUGGAUCUGCCAAAGUUGACAGUUUGUCUUGCGAACGAAUCGUCAAAUGAAUGCCAAAUUUUAUUGGGCUUGAGAUCUCUUUUGUUAGUCUCCUGAAACAUUCUCGAGGCAUUGUCGGCAAGAUUGAUUUCGCGAUAUCGGGAUCAGUGAUGGCAUUACCAUUUGAUAAAUGAUAAUUUUUUGCUCUCAUACGCUCUUAAUAUCACACUUGAUAUUUUGGAUCAAAAUGUUAUGUUUGAUAUUGAUUUUACAAGCUCCUUUGAUACUGCGAGACUACUUAUCACAUGUGAAAUAGCAGCUGAGAGUUGACUCGACGCAACAUUGAUUCCGUUGCACAUCGUUUUUUUUUAAAGAGAUACAAAAGUCCGGAGAACUUUAAGAUUUGGGCGUAAUUGCUUUUGUAAACAAACAUGUGAAUCGCUGAUUUCUCGCGAAUAAAAGAACAAUCUCGU
Messenger RNA from Ochlerotatus camptorhynchus, 7303 nucleotides. It is a transcript of the gene Alk, whose product is annotated as Anaplastic lymphoma kinase. Gene Ontology annotation, molecular function: ATP binding; transmembrane receptor protein tyrosine kinase activity. Gene Ontology annotation, cellular component: plasma membrane; signaling receptor complex. Gene Ontology annotation, biological process: multicellular organism development; regulation of neuron differentiation; cell surface receptor protein tyrosine kinase signaling pathway. The coding region runs from base 1459 to 6570 and encodes 1703 amino acids. The record is from RefSeq and is a predicted model, not a curated record. Lineage: Eukaryota; Metazoa; Arthropoda; Insecta; Diptera; Culicidae. The transcript has 17 exons.